AUGGCCGCAUUUCCUGCCGACAAAGAGGAAGCAGACCCUCCGGCCAAUGAUCCCGAAUCGCCACUGAACCCAUUCAGCAAGAGAUUCAAUGCGCGUGCAUGGGCUACAGGGGUCGCUGAGCUGGUGGCGGAGAGAGGCCAGGACUUCCGUCGCGUUGGUUUGUGCUUUCAGGAUCUUCAUGUCUUUGGCUAUAGCACUUCAACAGACUUUCAGAAGACGGUUGCGAAUAUCUGGCUCGCCUUGCCUGGGAUGAUUGCCCGUCGACUGUGGCCCAGCGCCACUAAAUUAGGGCAGACACGGGUAGACAUCUUACGAGGUUUUGAUGGCAUUCUAAACCCUGGAGAGAUGUGUGUUGUGCUGGGUCCCCCAGGGUCUGGCUGCUCGACCUUCCUCCGAGCCAUCUCCGGGGAUCGCAAUGGCAUUCAUAUCAACCAGGGAUCGUAUUUCAACUACCACGGAAUUUCCGAUCGUGAGAUGCACACAGCUCACCGAGGAGAUGCAAUCUAUACCGCUGAUGUUGAUGUUCAUUUUCCUAUGCUGACGGUGGGGGAUACCCUCACCUUUGCCGCAUCUGCACGCUGUCAAAGGGAGCUCCCGGACGGCGUCACUCGAAAACAAUACUGCGAGCAUCUGCGUGAUGUCGUUAUGGCCAUGUACGGAAUCAGUCACACCAUUCACACCAAGGUUGGGGACGAAUUCGUGCGGGGAGUUUCUGGAGGCGAACGCAAACGUGUGAGCAUUGCCGAGGCUACCCUAGCCAAUGCGCCUUUCCAGUGUUGGGACAAUUCAACACGCGGUCUCGACGCUGCCAACGCCAUCGAGUUCUGCAAAACGCUGCGGCUGCAGUCGGAGCUAUUCGGUCAGACCUGCGCAGUGUCAAUGUAUCAAGCACCGGAAAGCGCAUACGAUCUCUUCGAUAAAGCUCUAGUCCUCUACGAAGGGCGGCAGAUUUACUUUGGCCCCGCUCACCGGGCGAAGCAGUACUUCGUCGAUCUUGGGUUUGAGUGUCCGGCUCGUCAGACCACCCCAGAUUUCCUCACCUCCAUGGCUUUCCCUGCAGAGCGCGUCGUUCGUGCGAAAUGCAACCCACCUCGCACGGCAGACGACUUUGCAGCUGCCUGGAUAAGGAGCGAGGAAUAUAAAGCACUCCAGCAGAGCAUUGAGCUCUACAAAGCCCAGCACCCAAUCGACGGCCCUGACUCUGUCGCCUACAGACAGCUGAAGAGAGCUUGUCAAGCCAAGGGACAGCGUCUCAACUCGCCUUAUCUCCUCAGCUAUUCUCAGCAAGUGAGGCUGUGCAUGUGGCGAGGAUGGAGACGAUUCUGGGCCGACCCUGGUCCCUCUGUAUGGGUUAUGAUCGGCAACGUGAUCAUGGCCCUGAUCAUGUCCUCUCUGUUCUACAACCUCGACCAGACGACGGCCUCGUUCUACGGACGAGCUGUCGUGCUAUUCAUGGCGAUUCUGUUCAAUGCAUUCGCCUCAAUCCUGGAGGUGAUGACUCUCUAUGCCCAGCGGCCGAUUGUCGAGAAGCAAGUCCGCUAUGCUUUCUACCACGCUUCCGCCGAGUCGUAUGCUUCGGUCCUGGUCGACUUACCCAUGAAAAUCACAGGAACAGUCUCGUUCAAUCUCGUGUUCUAUUUCAUGACGAAUCUCAAUCGGACACCCGGCAACUUCUUCUAUUACCUGUUUGUGGUCUUUCUGAUUGUUCUCGCCAUGUCGGGAGUCUUCCGGUUUAUUGGCGCUAUAUCUCGAACAGAACAACAAGCAAUGGUUCCCGCCUCGAUUCUCAUGCUUGCCCUGCUCGUUUUCACCGGCUUCGUGGUUCCAAUUCGCUACAUGCUCUCCUGGUGCCGCUGGAUCAACUACCUCAAUCCGGUCGCUUAUGGGUACGAAUCGCUGAUGGUCAACGAAUAUCACGCGCGCAAUUUCACCUGUGCGUCAUAUAUCCCAGCCUAUACGUCCGCUGGCAGCACGAGUGUGGCCUGUGACGCCGUGGGCGCGGUGCGUGGUCAAGACUACGUGAACGGGGAUGCGUAUAUUGGCUCCGCCUACAGCUACUACCAUAGUCACAAGUGGCGCAACGUCGGUAUCAUCAUCGCCAUGGUGAUCUUCAAUCACCUCGUCUACUUUCUAGCGAGUGAGUAUGUCACGGCCAAGAAGUCCAAAGGGGCAAUUCUUGUCUUCCGUCGCGGAUUUGUCCCACGAUUCCUGCCCUGGGUUAAGUCAGACGUCGAGUCAUUGCCCUCAGGCCCAGUGACAGCCCUACUCGAAAAGCCGAGGGGUGACUACAAGCCCUUCAAGGAGCCGACCUUGCAGGGCACCCGAGGUGUAUUCCACUGGAGCAAUGUGUGCUACGAUAUCAAGAUCAAAGGUAAACCCCGCCGGAUUCUGGAUCGUGUGGAUGGGUGGGUUAAGCCAGGCACUUUGACAGCCCUCAUGGGGGUAUCGGGGGCCGGGAAGACCACGUUACUGGACUGUCUUGCGGGCCGCCGCGCAGGGGUGGGCAUCUUGGCUGGAGAGAUGCUGGUUGAUGGGAAGCUGCGAGACAAGAGCUUCCAGCGCAAGACUGGUUAUGCGCAGCAGCAAGAUUUGCACCUGGAGACGACCACCGUGCGCGAGGCCCUUACAUUCUCAGCUCUUCUUCGCCAACCAGAGAGUGUGCCAGAAGCGGAGAAGCUGGCCUACGUCGAUGAGGUUAUUGAGUUGCUGGACAUGCAGGAUUACGCCGAUGCUGUGGUGGGCGUCCCCGGGGAAGGCCUGAAUGUCGAGCAACGCAAGCGUCUGACGAUUGGCGUUGAACUGGCCGCGAAGCCCCCAUUGCUACUGUUCAUUGACGAGCCUACAUCCGGGCUGGACUCUCAAACCAGCUGGGCGAUUCUCGACCUCCUCACCAAACUGUCCAAGGCGGGUCAAUCAAUCAUCUGUACCAUCCACCAGCCCUCAGCCAUGUUAUUUGAACGUUUUGAUCGUCUGUUACUCCUUGCUGAAGGGGGUAAGACGGUGUAUUUUGGUGACAUUGGAGCCAACUCUGAAAUCCUGGUGGAUUACUUCCAAAAAAACGGUGUGAAGCCGUGUCCUCCGAAUGCCAAUCCAGGCGAAUGGAUGCUGGAAGCGAUUGGCGCUACCCCUGGCAGCAAAUCAGAGGUCGAUUGGCACGGAAUCUGGCGCUCCAGCCCCGAAUACCGCGAUGUUCAGAUCGAACUGGCGAGGCUUCGAUCCAUCACUACAUCUGAUACCCUGAACACCAGCAGUGAUGACCUGGCCUCUUAUAAUGAGUUUGCGGUUUCAACAUGGCGCCAGUUUGUUCUAUUAUCCCAGCGUACCUUCAAACAGACCUGGCGCACUCCGUCCUACAUCUACUCCAAGCUUUUACUCUGCACUGCCACAAGCUUGUUCAUCGGCCUCGUUUUUCUCAACUCGCCACUCAGCAUCCAAGGCCUGCAAAACCAGAUGUUCGCCAUCUUCGAGCUGAUGAGCAUCGUCGGGCAACUGGUAGACCAACAAUUCCCACACUUCGUCGCACAGCGCUCGCUGUACGAAGCUCGCGAGCGACCAGCCAAGACCUACAGCUGGCAAGUGUUCAUGCUGAGCCAGAUCCUAUGCGAGAUCCCCUGGUACACCCUUGCUUCGGUGUUCAUGUGGGCACUGUUCUACUUCCCCGUGGGGUUCUACCGCUACGCCGACGCCGCCGGCCAGGGCACGGAGAGAGGCGCGCUCAUGUGGCUCCUCUUCUGGGUGUUCCUGCUGUGGGUGUCGACCUUUGCGCACCUGUGCGUCUCCUUCGCGGGCUCCGCCGAUGAUGGGGGCAAUAUCGCCAAUUUCAUGUUCGUCCUGGCCUUCUUCUUUUGCGGGGUGCUGGCGUCGCCGGACCAGAUGCCCCGGUUCUGGAUCUUCCUCUACCGCGCCUCGCCUCUGUCGUACUAUGUUUCCGCCGUCUUGUCGACCGGUCUCGCGAAUGGCAACGUGACGUGCGCGGGCAAUGAGUUCACCGUGUUGGACCCGCCGUCUGGCCAGACGUGUGGCGCGUAUCUGGCCGAGUAUCUCUCCACGGCCGGCGGGUAUCUGCUGGACGCGAAUGCCGCGAGCGACUGCCACUACUGCAAGGUGAAGGAGACGAACACAUAUCUGGCCGCGAUCCAUUCGGAGUACAGCACGCGCUGGCGCAACUUCGGCAUCAUGUGGGCGUAUGUCGCCUUCAACGUGGUGGGUGCGUUGGUUCUGUACUGGCUGGCCCGAGUGCCUAAGCGGGAGAAGGAGCAGAAGCAGAAACAGUAG
Messenger RNA from Aspergillus brunneoviolaceus CBS 621.78, 4275 nucleotides. RefSeq names its product ATP-binding cassette transporter. The transcript has 6 exons. Gene Ontology annotation, molecular function: ATP hydrolysis activity; ATP binding; ABC-type transporter activity. The record is from RefSeq and is a predicted model, not a curated record. NCBI's taxonomy places the organism in Eukaryota, Fungi, Ascomycota, Eurotiomycetes, Eurotiales, Aspergillaceae. Gene Ontology annotation, cellular component: membrane. Bases 1 to 4275 code for a protein of 1424 amino acids. Gene Ontology annotation, biological process: transmembrane transport.